AUGUUAGAUCUUACAAACAAAUCAUUAGAAGAAGGUGGUUUCAUCAAUGGUGAAGAAUUUAAAAAUAGAAUCUCGGCAGCGGUUAUCAAAUUUGGGAAUAGAAAUAUUCACAUUUUAUCUGUUUAUGCACCAAAUGUAGACAGAUUUUACACUGAGGAUAGUGGAAGUAAUAACGGUGGUUUGAAUUGUCGUGUUGAUGCUAUAAUCUUAUCUUAUGUCAAAAUUGGUUCUGUCUCAAAAUUUACCGUGGCUGAAGAGCCUUAG
Lodderomyces pseudojiufengensis is the source of this 264-nucleotide messenger RNA. RefSeq lists its product as uncharacterized. The record is from RefSeq and is a predicted model, not a curated record. NCBI's taxonomy places the organism in Eukaryota, Fungi, Ascomycota, Pichiomycetes, Serinales, Debaryomycetaceae. The transcript is spliced from 2 exons. The coding region runs from base 1 to 264 and encodes 87 amino acids.